Messenger RNA from Agrilus planipennis (emerald ash borer), 788 nucleotides. RefSeq names its product putative 3-oxoacyl-[acyl-carrier-protein] synthase, mitochondrial. The record is from RefSeq and is a predicted model, not a curated record. NCBI's taxonomy places the organism in Eukaryota, Metazoa, Arthropoda, Insecta, Coleoptera, Buprestidae. Gene Ontology annotation, molecular function: 3-oxoacyl-[acyl-carrier-protein] synthase activity. Gene Ontology annotation, biological process: fatty acid biosynthetic process.
AUGUCUUUAGCUUCUUCUGUUGCAUUAGUAAUUGCAAAUGAAGCGUUGAAAUAUGCAAAAUGGAUUCAAUUAAACGAGUCUGAUUUGGAAUCUACAGGUGUAGCUGUGGGUAUGGGGAUGGGGUCCAAUCAUUCUGUUUCGACGGAAUGUGCUACUGGUGCCCAUGCAGUAGGAGAUUCGUUCCGUUUUAUUAGAAAUUAUGAUGCUGACGUAAUGAUUUGUGCAGGGACAGAGGCAUGCAUUAGUCCUUUGGCUACAGGGUUUUGUCAGUUGAGAGCCUUCAGCACUUCUUUUAACGACGAUCCAACCGACGCAUCUAGACCAUUGGAAAGAGAUAGUUUUGUGAUGGGUGAGGGCUGCACCAUCCUGGUCCUCGAAGAACUAGAAUAUGCCAAGCAAAGAAACGCUCGCGUUUAUGCUGAAAUAUUGGGCUACGGUUUAUCGGAGGAUGCGUAUCAUUUAAAGACACGAAGGCCGAUGGUUAAAGCGUAGUUUUGCUGCAGGGAAUCUAGAAGCUGUGUUCACUAUCAAAGCAUUACAGGAGGGAAUCCUGCCUUCCACAAUCAACCUAGAGGAUCCUGUUGAGGGUGCACCCUUCAACUUUGUUACAGAAUUAAACAAAAAAUGGUACUCUAGAGGUCGCAGGAUUGCUCUGAAAAAGCAUUUGGUUUUAGAGGCACGAAUGCUACAAUAUGCUUAGCGCAAUUUGAAGAGUAAUGUUAAGAAUUAAAAGUUACCGUUGUAAUAAAAAACUUAACUAAUUGUAGUUUAAUAGAUAAACAUAUUAA